This is a messenger RNA of Trypanosoma conorhini, 348 nucleotides long. RefSeq lists its product as uncharacterized. The record is from RefSeq and is a predicted model, not a curated record. The transcript has a single exon. The coding region runs from base 1 to 348 and encodes 115 amino acids. Lineage: Eukaryota; Euglenozoa; Kinetoplastea; Trypanosomatida; Trypanosomatidae.
AUGCAACGCUUCGCCGCGGCCCGUAUUCUCCCGGCCUGCGCCGCUAUGACCCUUUCAUGCCGUGCCGCCAGUAAAGAGGGAAUGGGAGAGAAGAAGCGGCAGGUGAACCUUGACGACGAUGACCGCUGGCUUGAGGCGGAGUUCGACGAGAAAAUUCGGACCCCAGAGGAGCGCUACGCCUAUGAGCGACAGCGUGAACUGAUAAAGUCUAUACUUCGCCAGAUGGACGACGGAAAGGGUGAGAAGCUGCAGUCGAAGGUGGAUGAGCACCAUGAGAAAAUUGAAGAGAUUAAGUCUCAAAUGGCCGCAUUGGAGGAUAAACUGAGGGAACUGGGCAACGAAAAGUAG